Messenger RNA from Mangifera indica (mango), 1186 nucleotides. Its product is annotated as probable calcium-binding protein CML18. NCBI's taxonomy places the organism in Eukaryota, Viridiplantae, Streptophyta, Magnoliopsida, Sapindales, Anacardiaceae. Gene Ontology annotation, molecular function: enzyme regulator activity; calcium ion binding. The record is from RefSeq and is a predicted model, not a curated record. The transcript has a single exon. Bases 585 to 1064 code for a protein of 159 amino acids.
GAACCCCACUUGGUUCAAGCCUUGAACGGUUGACGAAGUCUCCAAAUUUAGAAUUAAAAAAAGACGUGCACCAAUCACGCAAUUCCCGCCAUCUCUCCCGCCCAUCAUCAUUCUUCUUGCAAUGGAAAUUUAAAAAAUAAAAAAAAAAAAAACUUUUUGAAUAAUCUAAUCUAACAUGUUCUGGCUUCGGCUCGGGACGGUGUUGACUCGUGACCAACUCAGGGAAAUUCUUUAAUCCAUUUUCCCACUACGUGUUUAUCAUCUCAAGACAAAGAAAGCUUCCUCUUUGCGAUUACAAAAUCAGAUCUUCUUGUAUCGGAUCCGAUAUUUGGGUCGUCGUGAUCAUCGUUCAAUUCAAUCUUCUGCAUUUUAAUUCGGAGGACCCAUCCAAAGCGGAGGAAGAAAGAACGAUUUCGCAGGCUUUUUUGGUCUUUAAUCUUCAUCUUUUUUAUAACACAACAUCAUCAAGUUUCUAAAUAAAGAAACUUCCUUCUUCAAUGUUUUUGUUUGGAGAUUUGUAGUGUUUUACUUUUUGAUCUUCAUCAUCAUCAUCAUCAUCAUUAUAUAGAGUUGGUUGUUUUAAUAUGGGCAACAAGCUAGAUGAUGAACAAAUCGCGGAACUUCGUGAGAUCUUUCGUUCUUUCGAUCGAAACAACGACGGAAGCCUAACGCAGCUGGAGCUCGGCUCUCUCUUGAGAUCCUUAGGGCUAAAACCAAGCUCUGAUCAGCUGGAAACCCUAAUUCAAAAGGCUGAUACUAACAGCAACGGCCUAAUCGAGUUCUCGGAGUUCGUCGCCCUCGUGGCGCCGGAGCUACUCUCCGGGAGGUGUCCGUACAGUGAGAAGCAGUUGAAGCAGCUGUUUAGUAUGUUUGAUAGAGACGGCAAUGGGUUCAUCACCGCAGCCGAGUUGGCGCAUUCGAUGGCGAAACUAGGGCACGCAUUGACGGCGGAGGAGUUGACGGGUAUGAUCAGGGAGGCGGACUUGGACGGUGAUGGGAUGAUAAAUUUUCAGGAGUUCGCGCAGGCGAUUACUUCGGCUGCCUUUGAUAAUUCUUGGGCUUAAUUUAUCUGUGUAUGCAUGUUUUAUGGUAUGAACAAGUUUGUUUUUUGGUUAAUGGAUGGAUUAUUUGUUAAUAGUUGCGAAUACUUGUGUGUUGAUUCAGAAUAAUCGAUAUUUUGCAUACA